Pyrenophora tritici-repentis Pt-1C-BFP is the source of this 2427-nucleotide messenger RNA. NCBI's taxonomy places the organism in Eukaryota, Fungi, Ascomycota, Dothideomycetes, Pleosporales, Pleosporaceae. The record is from RefSeq and is a predicted model, not a curated record.
AUGACCGACGCAGAAAUAGAAGCAAAGAUUGACGACUUGUUUGCGUUUGGUGCCGGAGAACAACUUGACCGAAAUGAAGUCCGGCAGCUUCUCGCGAACCAUGACAACAAUGCCGAAGCCGCCCUAGACAAGUACUUCAUCACUCUCGAACAAGGCGGCAUGUCGUCACUCAAGUCCCAUCUGCGCAAUUCGCAAGCCAAGUGGGAUGAAGCUGCCUUUGGUGAAGCCAUGUAUGGUGCAGAUGAUUCCACUAUUCCCACGUUCAAUAUUGACUAUGCUCCAGGCCAUGAAAACUAUCCCCAUAGCAAUGUAAAUAGCAGAGCCCCAACGCGCCCGCCUUCUCGAACGAGCAUCGCUUCCACCCAAGCCCAGGUCGGCGAUGCGCCCAUACAAAGCAUUGAGAAUCAAGAAUCAGGGCUUACUGGAUCCCACGCCCAAUUCGGUCCCGCCACUAGGGACGACUAUGUGACUUCGCAAUGGGCUUUGAUACCCACAGCUACCGAGAUCAUAGCGGACCCAGUCCCUGGCCAGCGAAAGCGUGAAGAAGGCCAGCCUGCUAUCCUGAAGCCCUCAUCCAAUUUCAACUACCUCUCGAGCCUGAUCCCUAUCAUCCAUUCGAUACCACUUUUUCGCAACGCGCUGCUAUGUCCUGGUAUACUACAAAACGAUUACUGGCUAGGCGAAAAUUGGUGGAAAGGCUGCCCGGACGAUAUCUCACGCACCGUCGACACCACCAUGGGUCGUUCCGAGGCAUAUAGUCUGGACAUCAUUCACGAGACACAGCGACUAAUGGCGUUUCUGGACAACACCGACCGGAUAUAUGGGUCAAUCAACGCUAUGCUCCAGUCUGACGCUUGGAAAGAGUUGCCAGUGGAUAUUGAUGAUUCAGACGACGAUCUGCUAAAGUUCCUCCUGUUAUGGGGCUUUGCCUUCCAGAGUCAUGUUCCGAAUGCCGAGUUGGACGGUGUUCUGAGAUCUACUGUGAACGUUGCUGGCAGCAUCCAACAUAGUUUCGUUCUCGAUGCCAGUGUAGCACGCGGCCAAUCGAGGCCCGACUUUAGCCUGUACGAUGUUCUCGAUGAUAGCUUCUUCUCGUCGGCCAUGGGCAGUGCGCAUCUACGUGAGACCAGCAAUGUUCUUAUCCUUCGCCUGACCUCUUCAAACACCGAGGCUGCUGAUCUAGGGUGCCGAAUACCUGCAACACUCUACGUCGAUCGCUAUCUGGAGCAAAACAAACACAUCAUCGACGGCAUGUAUAGAGAUAUUCAACAGCACGAGGAACAGCUCAAUGUCAUCAAGACCCAAGUGGACAAGUUGAAGUACCAUGUUCCCAAAAAAGGAGGCGGGAAAAAAGUCGAGGCUCUGCAACUACUGCGAACAAGCAUGACUGCAUAUGACCAUGGGGAAAACGGUACAUCUCCCAAGGAUACGGCAGUCUUGACUCAGCUUCAACAGCUUUGUGAAAGCAUCGAGAGUAAGCUUGCGAGUCUUGAGGAGCAGGUCGAGCAAGUGCAGAAGACGAUUGCUGACAUCUCCGGGCGUUUCAAACCCCACGUGGAUGAUGGUGCUGAUGCGACGAGCGACGUGGCGAAUGAAACUGCCAUGGAAAUCACAGCAAAUUCUACAGAGAAGACUGUAGAGGGAUCUAUCGAGCCGGCCAAGGUCAAAUAUCCUGAAGGCCAGUCACCAGAAGAUGCGAUGCAAUAUGCCUACCAUCUCUGGGGCGUAGCCACCCGCCGGGACGUGGUCUAUGUACGCCACCCCGACAUACAGUCUGACAUUCCGCGCGCCACACAAUGGUGGCGAAUGCAAUAUGAUAGCGAGUCCUCCAACCCCGUCAUAAGACGUGACCGCCUGUCUCUCCAGGAAGUCAUUGAACGAGCCACCACGGAAUCUGCCUCCGCACUUCUCGUAUACGCAAACGACGAGGCGGUAUCUACCGAGCCCAUACCACUUCCCAAGCCGCUAGAAGCGUUUACUAAACGAGACAACCUGAGCUUCCUGGAGGAGUUACAAAAGGUUUCUGAUGGCGACGACUGGGAGACUUUCGGUGACUACGGCAACGUGGCUCAGGGAGGAUGGGAUAAAAACGCAGGGUUGGAAGAAGACAAUGAUUGGAGCCAGAUCACUGCUAAAGAGUUUCACAGUCGCACGAGAAACGACUCGAACAUGAGCUCAGCGACGCUGACACCGAACACCGAGGUUGACGAGGGCCAGGAAAUGGUCGAGACGAACCGCGGUGCCAGCGUAGUGGCAGGCAUGAUGAGUGGCGCUAGUAGCGAGACGAUUGGACGCAGCGACGAUGCUAUGGACAUUGACGCUGAUAAACUCCAAAGCAAGGUUAGCUUCUCCGACGUAGAUAUGGAGGAUGCGCUGGAGGAGCCGCGGAAGCAGCAUAUUGAAGCUGUAGAGAAGAAGGGUGGUUAG